Carassius auratus (goldfish) is the source of this 2222-nucleotide messenger RNA. Its product is annotated as serine/threonine-protein kinase pim-2-like. Gene Ontology annotation, cellular component: cytoplasm. Bases 174 to 1322 code for a protein of 382 amino acids. The transcript has 8 exons. Lineage: Eukaryota; Metazoa; Chordata; Actinopteri; Cypriniformes; Cyprinidae. Gene Ontology annotation, biological process: negative regulation of apoptotic process; regulation of mitotic cell cycle; protein autophosphorylation. Gene Ontology annotation, molecular function: ATP binding; protein serine/threonine kinase activity. The record is from RefSeq and is a predicted model, not a curated record.
ACAUAUCUGAAGUCAUUACCAUCGCGACGGUAUCCAUUAUUAUGACGCCAUAGAGCGCAUUUCAAAAGUUUAGAAUGUUGGCGCGCGCGGUAUAUAAAGCGAUGGAAUUCUGUGAAACAUUUUGUUGGUUUGUAGUAGUGGUCGAAGACGAGAGUUAUUAGCGGUUAUCAGUGAUGGGACAGCGAAAUUCUCGUGUUAUUCCGGUAAAUGAUGGCGCGGUGUACGAUCACCAUCCCAGUACACCCCCAACACCCGACACCGACAAGGCGGAGCAACACUUCCAUCCGUGCGAUGAGCCGCCUGUCGAUGCCGGUGAGGGAGACGCCCAGAGGAGGGAGGAGGAGGAGCGGAGGGAGGCAUGGGGUGAGGAGGAGGAGGAGAUGAAGAAGAAGAGGAAAAAGAAGUUCUGGAGACUGCCCUCUUUCCUCAAAGCUGCCAGAAAACACCUCAAGGUGAUCCGACCGAGUCAGACUGAGGUGCAGCUUAUUGAGCCACCAUCGCCAGCCAGCAGCGCUGAUGAUGAUAUUAUGUGCCGCUAUGAGCUCGGUGAUCGUCUGGGGGUAGGCGGGUUUGGUGUCGUUCAUGAAGCGAGUCGUGUGGAGGAUGGCCUUAAGGUGGCAUUGAAAGACGUCAUGAAGACCCAUGACAUGGAAUAUCUAACUAUUCCUGGUCAUCCAAACCCCCUCCCAGUGGAGAUCGCCCUUACACUCUUGGCCAACAAGGGACCCAGCGCACCAGAGAUUAUAAAGCUGCUGGACUGGCAGGACCAACGGGACAACUAUGUCAUGGUCCUCGAGUGUCCGUCACCGUGUGAGAACUUAGUCAGUUUCUUGGAGGGCCACGGAGGAAGAAUCGAAGAAGGUUUAGUUCGGCACAUCAUGCGGCAGGCAACGCGGGCGGCUCGCACAUGUUGUCGCCGUGGGGUAUUCCAUGGAGACAUAAAGUUGGAAAACUUCAUUGUGAGCAAGGACACCCUACAGGUCAAGUUGAUCGACUUUGGGUGUGGGGACCUCAUGAGAAAGUAUGCCUACACGACAUUGUAUGGCACCAUGGAGUACUACCCUCCUGAGUACAGGCUCAAGGGCAAGUACCAUGCGAAGUCUGCAAUGUCGUGGUCUCUUGGGGUCAUCUUGUUCACAAUGCUGUGCGGCCGUUUUCCAACUGGCAAUGACCUGCAGAAGACCGAACUAAACCUUUGGUCAGAGCCUGGACUGUCAAAGGACUGCUGCAGUUUGAUCUGUAGUCUGCUCCAGCAUAAAACUAAGCGACGGCUCGGUCUGGGGAAGAUCCUUCAACACGACUGGUUUCAGGUCUCCAUAUAAGUCGUGGGGAAAAGGAGCUUCGACCCCAGACAUUUCCCAGUCUCCUGUCAGCUUUGCAUCUUGACGGCUGGCAGGAAGACUGUUCAUUCCUCUGUGAAUCCUCUGCAUCUUGCGGAGCCGGCAGGCCAUGGAAUGCUGCUGAACCAGAGGUUCCUGCCAUGGACAGCUUAAAGGCAUGUAAUGGGCUUCCUCGUCUCAGAGCUCCACUGCCCUGGUUCCUCAGCGGUUCCUCUCAUGGCUACCCACAAGUCCAAGGUUUGAUGUCCCAGAGGUUCCUUCUACGGUGCUCCAGGUCUCUCAGUCUUGCUGCUCUGGUACCAGAACUUCCUGUAGUGGCUACCUGGUCUUCAACUCCUUGUCAUGACUGCACACUCUCAAAAGUUGCCCUGGAUAGUGAGGUCCCUGCAAAGUCAGCUGGGUCCCAGAGGUUCUAGCACUGGCCACUCAGAGAGGUUCAUGCCACGGUCCAGUCUCAGAUGUUCUUCUCAUGGCUGUCUCACAUGCACUGCUCCAUGUGAUGGAUGCCCCGGGUCCCAGAAGUUUCUGAAAUCAGGGGCGCUGCACAAAGAUCCUGGGCCCUAGCAUAGGCAGUCCUAAUGCCCCCCCCCCCCCAACCCCCCACCCCUCUUGAAAAUAUAUAUUCCAGACUUUUUCAAGGGCCCUCUCUUCCUUUGGGGCCCUGGUGAUCAGUACUGGUUUUACCCCAAGUCCGACGCCCCUGUCUGUAAUAGCUGCAUCUGCUCUUUAAAUACUUUUCUCAUGUCAGAAAGGAAGAAAAACAGCUUGCAUUUUAAACUGGAAAGAUUAAAAGGUCUACUUAUCACCUGUGGUUUUAUGUCAUUUUCUACAUCUUGUAUUUUUAUUGUGACAGCAUCACUAUUUUUCACAGUUAAAAUGUUC